This is a messenger RNA of Lacerta agilis (Sand lizard), 2654 nucleotides long. RefSeq names its product heat shock transcription factor 5 (gene HSF5). The record is from RefSeq and is a predicted model, not a curated record. The transcript has 6 exons. Gene Ontology annotation, biological process: regulation of DNA-templated transcription. The coding region runs from base 215 to 2311 and encodes 698 amino acids. Lineage: Eukaryota; Metazoa; Chordata; Lepidosauria; Squamata; Lacertidae. Gene Ontology annotation, molecular function: DNA-binding transcription factor activity; sequence-specific DNA binding.
CGGCGGCCCCGCGGGUGAUUGACGGCGGCGGCCGUUGGGGGAGGAAAAAAAAAGCCGCCGGUCCCUCGCGCCGUCCGUCCGUCCGUUGGGCCGUCCUGAGGCGGGGGCCAUGGGGGCAGGAAACGAGUGAAAGGAAAGGGGAAAGAAGGAGGGGUGUCUCGCUCUGAGGUGCGCGCGAGGCCUCGCCGCCCGUUUCUUCCUCUUCAGAAGCGCCAUGGAGGACCCGCUGCUGUCGGCGGCGCCCAUCAACCCCAACAACUUCCCGGCCAAGCUGUGGCGACUGGUGAACAGCCCGCGCUUCCGCUCCAUCCGCUGGGACGCCCGCGGCGAAGGGCUCCUCAUCGACCAGCCCUUGUUCGAGGCGGAGCUCCUGGGCGCCGGGGGAGGAGGAGCAGGAGGAGGAGCCGGGGGAGGCGCGGCGGUGGCGGCCGUUGGGGGAGGCGGCCCAGGCGGCGAUGGAGGCGGCGCCUCGGCCUCGUCGUCUGGCGUUCCUUCAGGGCCGCCUGCGUCCCCGGAGCUAUUCAAGACCACCAACUUCACCAGCUUCAUCCGCCAGCUCAACCUGUACGGCUUUCGAAAAGUGGUGCUGGGCCCGCCCGGAGGGGGAGGCGGAGGAGGGUCGGCCUCGUCUUCUUCGGCCUCCUCGGCCUCCUCCUCUUCCCCGGCUUCGUCGUCGUCCUCGGCCCCCGGCGGCCCUUUGCACCAUUUCCACAGCCCGCACUUCCGUCGCGACCGGCCCGACUUGCUGGUGCACCUCAAGCGCCUGACCAGCGCCAACAAAGCCAAGCUGGCCGCCGGGCUGGAGGUCACCAGCCGCCCGCCCAACCGCUUCCAGCGCCUCCUCAGCACUUCCCUGCACGGCGGGGAGGCCCUCCUGGCGCAGCAGCACCACCAGCAGCACAACAGCCCCGCGGGGCAGGCCGCCGCCGCCGUGGCAGCAGCAGCAGCCGCCUCCGCCGCCGGGGCGGCCGCCAAGAGCAGCGACAACAAGCCCGGUGAGAGAGACGGCGCGACGCAGCAGCAGCUCCUGCAAGACCAGAAGGCUCUUGAGCACGUGCAGACACCGCUGACUUUAGGACAGUUUCACCGGUCUUUUCGGAGAGAUAAUUUAUCUCCAUACUCAUACCUGUCGCCAUCAUCUCACAACCAAAAUACCUUCCCACUGAAAGGUUCAGAACGGACUCCUCUUCCUCCACGAACAUGGCAGAACUCCCUUGGGAUGCUCCCAGGGCAGGUGGAGACAUCAACUUUUUCUGACAAAGGAGUUCCAUUUCCUGUGCUCCAGAGGUUUCCAACUGAGGUAACUUACACUCUGCAGCCCAGCGCUACCUCAGUGCACAUUCAGCAAGGACCACAGACGAUUGCUGCAUCAUCCCAGAAAUAUACCAGUUACGCAGCUUCAGCACCAUACUCCCAAGCUUACUACCCAACAGCUGUAUUACAGUGUUGCUCUCCACCUACCCACAUGGAUCCCUUAAGUGGUUGUGCUAGUCCUACUGCCUCAACCUAUACACACUGCAGUUAUUUUCAGAACCCACCAAUGCAAUCUUCAUACCCUGUUGAAUUUCUACCUUCUAACUGGUCCUGCAACACCUCUGAUGAAAACAAGAAGACAGAAGUAAAUUUGGAGGCUGUCUUCCAGAUUGUAGAUGAGAUGCAUUCAUCCCCCAAGUUGGAAAUGGUGAAGGUGGAACCAGUGGAGAGCCAGUGUCCAACUUCACAGCCAAACCGAGGCCAGCAGUUACUAGUUAAUCCGGGGAACAGUGAUGCACCUUCUUCAGGCCAAGCUAGCCACCUAGAACCUCUGACACCUGUGGGCUCAGAUAUUACAUCCUUUGUGGUGGAAUCAGAGCAAGCUAUAGCAUGCUCCUUGCCGCAGUCUCCUGAGUUUAUUUACACUAUCCACACCACUGAACCAGUGGAGAAUACUACAGCGCAAAUAGUGCAGCAGCCUGCAGCCACGCAGCCAACACCAGCAAAGCUGAAAGAACAGAUGAACCAAUCUUCAACACAGUCUUCCAUGGUGUUUGUACAGGAGGAACUUCCCUUCAGUCAGCCGCAGGAGGAUCCCAGUAUCAAGUGUCAGACAAAUCCAUCAGAGACAGUUGUGUCUUCAGAGCAGAUAGGAUUCCUCCUUUCGGAGGUGGGUCCUCUCAGCAAAUGUGCCAAAGAUUCAGUUUCAUCCAUCCAAACCAAAUGCAGAGAAAGAAGGAGCAGUUCACAGAAGGGCAAAUCCCCUGAUCUACAUCUGCUAGUGGAUGUGGCUUGCAAACAAGAACAUUUUCCAAAGGAAGAAGAAUUAAGGGAGUGAGAACUUGGUGGAAAGUGUGUGCAAAUGCUGAGUAGUGGCCAGCUGGGGAAGAGCAGUGCCUUUCACUCCAAAAGGACUUUGGAUACUUUUCCUUCGUUAUUAACAAAACACUCUCCUUAUCUGGUCAUUUUUGUUUCACAUGUAAAUAGUCCCGUCAUUGUUUUUAUUAUACCUCUUUCAUAGGUUUAAAUAUUUUUUCUGGUCAAUUUCUCCUGAUUUAUUUGCCCAAACUCUUUAAAAGCAGAAAACAUGGUCUCUUGAUAAACAGGAAAACUUAACAUCCUCAGGGAGCUGUUCCAGUUGCAGAAUGUUCUUUGUUUUGCACUGGAAUGUCUACACUGUG